AUGUAUUCUCAUGUUAACAAGGACGAUGAUCGUGAUAUUGUUAUAUAUCAACGAAGACCACUUAAUGAGUAUCAACAAGUUCAUAAUAGAAAAUUUACUGAUGCUGUUUCAAAAUUAGUUAAUCAUAUGGAUUCUCAUCAUGAAAAAGUCGAAAAGCAACUGAAGAUGUUUUCAAAAACAAUACAACGAACAACAGUUGCUUCUGGUUUAGACCAGUUUCGCCGAGAUGGUGAAAUAUUUCCUAAUGUUGUCUGGGAGUCNAUUAAGUCAUUUAACAAUCAAAAUUUAUUGGAUACUUAUGAUAGUGGGAGUCCUGGUCAAUUGGCCAGAAGUAUUUUGAAAAAAUUAUUUACUUUUGCUGAAAUGUAUGAAUCAAUACUUUAUCCUAAUGAUAAUUAUGCCAAACCUGGCCUUGAUGCUAAUCGUAUGAAGCUUUUUAAAAGUGAGUCUUUAUUAUUCUUUAUAUAUACACUCAAAGCGCACUUUUCCCCGUGUCAAACGUGUGUGUUUGUAUGAUUAUCUUUUUUUUCAAUAUAACGAUAUUUCAUUAAGCUACAAAGAGUGCCCUAUAUCCCCCUUUUAAUGCGAUAUGCACAAAAUCAAGUUUUACUUCGCUACUAAAAGUUUUCUUCUCAUUUUGCAGUAAUACCAUUUUCAUAGGAUUGAUUAAAUUUAUGCAAU
Rotaria socialis is the source of this 681-nucleotide messenger RNA. NCBI's taxonomy places the organism in Eukaryota, Metazoa, Rotifera, Eurotatoria, Philodinida, Philodinidae. The record is from the annotation of a GenBank genome assembly.